AUGACCAAGCAUAAUAAGAAGAACGGCAAGAACGGCAGCCAUCGCUGCGGCCGCUGCGGCAACCGCCUGUCCGAGGCCUGCAAGCGCAAAGGCCACAUGGUCCCCUGCCCCAUCCACACGGACGCGCACCAUGUCCCGGGCGACGAGUGCGUAAGCUGCAAGGAAACCAGACAUGCCGAGGAGCGCGUGGAGAGAUCCGAGCGCGAAGCCGCGAGGGAGGCAGAACGGAGGGCGGAAGAGGAGAAGGCGAGAGAGGAGCUUCUGGGUGCAGAGAGCUUGAAGAAGAAGAGGGAGAAGGCGGCGAAGAAGGAGAGGGAUAGAGAGAAGAGGAGGCAGGAUAUCGAGGGGUAUGGACUCGGUGAGGAUCGCAUGAAGAAGGUGAAGAAGCUUUCAGCGUUUGGCAAGCCACGAAAGGAACGAACGCUAAGCUACUAG
Messenger RNA from Aspergillus mulundensis, 435 nucleotides. RefSeq lists its product as uncharacterized. The transcript is spliced from 3 exons. The coding region runs from base 1 to 435 and encodes 144 amino acids. NCBI's taxonomy places the organism in Eukaryota, Fungi, Ascomycota, Eurotiomycetes, Eurotiales, Aspergillaceae. The record is from RefSeq and is a predicted model, not a curated record.